UGCCCUUUUAUCUCAAGUGCGGUGUGAACGUAUCGGGCGGGUGUGGCUUGUUGAUAAAAGCGAACGCUGCGCCGGAGGGGGGCGGGAGGGCUCCUACAUUUGCGUGACACGGGCAGCGAGCGCCUGUCGACAUGGACGGACUUCGAGGUGGAUCUGAAUGGUUGGGCAACAACAAUUGGAACAGCAGGGACAACUGGAAAUCAGGGAUAUGUGAUGACUAUGACCACGGCAAUUAUGGAAAUUCCAGGUCUUUCCUGGAUCCUUAUUCAAGUAGGAGUGAAAGGUAUGGGCCUUAUGAGUCGCAUGACUCCAGGUCUUCUCUGGAUGGCCGUGAUCUGUAUAGAUCUGGCUACGAUUUACAUGAACCAGGACGAGGUCGCUAUGGGGAUAGCUAUGCUGAUCGAUCCGAGAGCUCCUACAGGAAUUUCGGUGAUCAAUACCUUGACCCUUAUGAAGGUAGAAGCCAGAGCCGGUUAUAUGAUAAUGGCAGGUCUAACUGGGAUGACACCUACACACAUUCGAGUUCAAUGCCUAGGGGAUGGGCUGAUUCGGAUACAGGAAGAGGAAAUUACUCUUCCUACAGCAGCUUUUCUUCACUCCUUUCGAAGCCUUCAUCUGUAGGCUCUCGGGGGAGGGGAAUGCUUGCUUAUGGUGGAAACGAGUACGGAGGCGGAACCCAUUCGAUUCUGGGAGGACAAGGCGGAGGCAGAGGCCGAGGCAGAGAACUGCCAGACUAUGGUGUAUUCUCAAGGCAUGGGGGUGGUAUGUCAUUUAACCGAGGUGGGUCUGCAAAGAACGCUGGAAGAGGCAUGAAGAGAAAGGUAUUGCAGCCCAACAAAGCUGCAGUAAACAAGAAGCAGAAAGUGACAGUUGCUGAAAAGGCUGCAAAAGUAAUUGCGACAAAGGUGACGACACAAAGCAGCACUGCAGUGACUGCGGCAUCAAAGACCCAGAAUGCCACAAAUGUCCAGGUAAAAGAAGAAAAGGAUGAGGAUUUUACAAAAGAUGCUUAUGAGCCUGAUGCAUAUGAAUGCUUUGAUAAAAAUGAAGGUAAAAAGAAAAAUGAGGAUGAAGAUGAAGAAGAGAGAAAAAAACUUGAAGCAAGAAGAGAGAAGCAACGGCGCAGGCGUGAAAAGAAUACUGAAAAAUAUGGAGAAGAUUAUCGGAAUGCAUUUACAUGCUCGCUCUGCAAAUUCCGAACCACAGAGCAACAAGAGAUUGAAGCUCACCUGGAAACUCCUUACCAUAAGGAAACGCUUGAGUAUAUUGGAAAGAACAUUCAGUUUGAUAAAGGAGCCGCAGACUUUUUACAUGCAUCUAUGGUCAACAAAAAUAAGAAGAUCGCUGCCCGUAAACAACAGCAGCAACAACAACAAGAACAGAAAGAACAAGUACAGAAGCCCUCAAAGGAUGUUCUGACGGGAGUCACAUCGGAUGACCAAAUGAAAAGGGUUGAAGCUGUUCAGUGUGCAGUGUGUAACACCUACAUCCCUUUCUUAUUCCACUCUGUGCAACAACAUUUGAAAUCGAAUGAGCAUAUAAAUAGCAAGAAGAAUUACCAUGACCAGGUCAGAAGGGAGAGUCUGUUGACAGCCAGCAGCAUGCUGAACAACCCGACUGUAAAAGCUAAAUUUGACCUGUUCUUAAAGGGUGAAAAUCCCUUUGAAACUAUUAAUCAGGAGCAAGAACAGGAGCAAGAACUGGAACAGGAGCAGUCACAGCAACAAGAAGAGCCACUGGAAGAGGAAGAUGAAAUAGAGAAGGAGCAAGAACAGGAACAAGAAGUUGAAGAAAAAGAUGGUGUGGCAGAUGAAUCAAAUGAUCCAAGCAGUCAAUAGUAUCUUCAGAAUGGGCGUUUAAUUUCAUAAAUUGUGAAUCUGUAAAAAAUGCAUCAUAAGGUAGUAAGACCCCGUUUGUUUUGCAACGCUGCACCAAUACUGUUGUGUAAUUAUUAAUAUUUCAAGGCUGAUUGUCAUCAAAUUGCUUUUUAUGCUGUCUUUCUCCAUCAGUGUUUAUCUUUUGAAAACAAAUUUAGUGAUUGCUCUCCAUGAAUAACCAUGUAUUAAACAAAAUUAUUAAAAAAAAGUUAACUCAAAGUUGAAAGACAACUUGGAAAAAGAACUAUGUUAAGUGAUGAAUAAUCUAGAUGGGAAGGAAUAGUGGUGAGACAUGUGUGCAGCUAGGUAUUUUGGAUCCUUUAUGCUGAAAGGGCAAUGUUUGCUGAUUUUUUUUAAAUAAAAUCACUUCAUUUUAUCCAUUCUAAUAUAAGUACUUUUUAGGAUUUGGUAGUAAUUACUUUGUGCAUAGUUUAGUAAUGUGAGGAACGUAUUGUAGUUUUACUUAUCAACUUAUGUCAGAACUCGUUUGGCAAUUGAAUCCUGGUUCACAUUGCAAGUUCUUGCUUGUUACUUGUUUAAGCUACUGUAAAGUCAGUCUGCCUUGAUCAUCUCUUCAUUGAUGUUCACCUGUAUUCCUUUGUAAGUGCUAUCAAUGGCAAUAAAGGAUUUUACAUACGUAAA
Messenger RNA from Callorhinchus milii (elephant shark), 2519 nucleotides. It is a transcript of the gene znf326, whose product is annotated as zinc finger protein 326. Bases 132 to 1838 code for a protein of 568 amino acids. The transcript is spliced from 13 exons. Gene Ontology annotation, molecular function: DNA binding. Gene Ontology annotation, biological process: regulation of DNA-templated transcription elongation. Gene Ontology annotation, cellular component: nucleus; DBIRD complex. NCBI's taxonomy places the organism in Eukaryota, Metazoa, Chordata, Chondrichthyes, Chimaeriformes, Callorhinchidae. The record is from RefSeq and is a predicted model, not a curated record.